Aspergillus candidus is the source of this 5958-nucleotide messenger RNA. Its product is annotated as DNA-directed DNA polymerase alpha catalytic subunit POL1. Gene Ontology annotation, biological process: DNA replication; leading strand elongation; mitotic DNA replication initiation. The record is from RefSeq and is a predicted model, not a curated record. Gene Ontology annotation, molecular function: single-stranded DNA binding; thiaminase activity; purine nucleotide binding. Lineage: Eukaryota; Fungi; Ascomycota; Eurotiomycetes; Eurotiales; Aspergillaceae. Gene Ontology annotation, cellular component: alpha DNA polymerase:primase complex. The coding region runs from base 1 to 5958 and encodes 1985 amino acids. The transcript has 14 exons.
AUGGCUUCUUCACGAGCAAAAUUAGCAGAGUUGCGCGCUCUGCGCGCUGCAGGGAAGAAGCGUCUUUCGACGUACGAGGUCGAAGAUCAAGGGGAUAUCUAUGAGGAGGUUGAUGACGAAGGAUAUAAGAAAGUUAUCCGGAGCCGACUUGAUGAGGAUGAUUUUGUUGUCGACGAUAAUGGUGCAGGUUACGCCGACGACGGUCGCGAGGUGUGGAACGAACAGACGGCCGAAUACUACGACAGCGAUAGCGAUGACGACGGAUUGCCCGCCCGAGGCAAAGCUGCGAAGAGAAAGCGAGAGGAAGAACAGCAAAGGCAGGAAAAAAUCAACAAUGGGAUUUCCAAAUACUUCAACAAAGGUAGUACCGCGACGGCCCCAAAGCCUAAGCCGACUGCCACUGCAGAAGACGAUGCCUUCAUGGCUGAUCUCCUCGGCGAGGUCGAUACCAACGUCGCCUCGAAACAGCCGCCCCCAACGAAAAAUAUAGUGAAAUCGGAAACGCGCCGAAAAGUCCGCAUCCUUUCCCCUCCCUUGUCUCAUAAGACACGCGAACAAAAUCAGGAUAGGAAGAAUGAAAACAUCGAGCCAGCAUCGCCCGUUGGCCAAGAGGAAGAACAGGAGUUUAGUAUGGACAACGAAGACGCGCCACUCCCGAUCGCAGACGACGACGAUGUCCCAAUGAGCGAUCCCAUGCCAUCUUCGCCGAUCAGCAAAGCCGUGGAGAGGAAGAUUACCGUUCCUGUCAAGGUUGAAGAGCCGGAGGAAGAUGAUAAUGACUGGAUGGAAAUCGCUGAAGUUACUGGACAACAAGAGGCUAAGACCACAAGCGUCAACAUGUCCGGUAGCCGCCCUGUCCCCCAGAUCAAGAAAGAAAUCAAACCCACCCCCAUGGGAUCCUCCCCCGUCAAGCCUUCAACGGAAGUUGUUGAUGCGUCCUGGAACGACGUGAGGAACAAGCUCAAUGUCGUCAGUAGCCCAGCAUCAGAAGCCAAGGGCUUCGGCAAACUUCGCGCACAGGACGUUGUCGAGGAAGAUGGAAGCCUCCGUAUGUUCUGGAUGGAUUUUACCGAAGUCCAUGGGAGUCUAUGUUUGUUUGGAAAGGUGAAGAAUAAACAAAACGGCACCUAUACGAGCGCGUUCGUCAAGGUCGAUAAUAUCCUCCGAAAACUUUACUUCCUUCCUCGAGAACAGAGGCAUAAGCACGGCCGAGAAACAGAUGAGGAAGUCGAUAUGGAAGAUGUCUACGGCGAAGUUGAUGACAUGAUGUCGAGGCUCAAGGUCGGUAUGCAUAAGAUCAAGCCAUGCACUCGCAAAUAUGCAUUCGAGCUGCCCGGUGUUCCCAAAGAAUCGGAGUACCUCAAGCUACUUUACCCCUACGAUAAGCCACCGCUACCUAUGGAUACUCAGGGGGAGACCUUUUCACGCGUUUUCGGCACUAAUACGUCGCUGUUUGAGCAAUUUGUUCUCUGGAAGGAUCUCAUGGGCCCAUGCUGGCUUAAGAUCGAUGAAGCUGAUUUCUCAGCUGUGAACAAUGCGUCCUGGUGCAAAUUCGAAUGUCAGGUCUCUAAACCAGCUCUCAUCGCCCCUGUAUCAGAUUCCGAGGAUCUGGGCGCCCCGCCUCUGACAUUGAUGAGUCUUUCAUUCAAGACGCAAAUGAACGUGAAGGAAAACAAACAGGAGAUCAUCGUGGCGAGCGCUCGUGUGUACGAAAAUGUCUCCCUAACAGACCCAACACCCCCCGAGAAUCUUCCUUGCAAGACCUUCACGGUAAUGCGUCCAAUUGGGUCGUCAUAUCCGAUUAAUUUCGAGGCGGAGACACGAAAGCAACGCGGCACAUACAUGCUGGAAAAGACGGAGCAAUUCUUGCUUAGUAAAUUCCUUGCACUGUUCGAGAGGAUGGACCCUGACGUAUUGAUGGGCCAUCAGCUGCAAGAAGUCGAUCUCAGCAUCCUUCUUAGCCGACUGAAGGAGAAAAAGACACCUGGCUGGCAUCGUCUCGGGCGCUUAAAGCGCGGAGAUUGGCCCAAGAAUUUCAACAAGGGUGGUGGCUUCUUCACUGAGAGACAUCUCAUCGCUGGGAGGUUGAUGUGUGACGUGGCUAACGACAUGGGCAAGUCUCUUAUGCCGAAGUGUCAAUCGUGGAGUUUGACCGAAAUGUGUGAUCUCUACCUCGGACAGGGCAACGCACGCCAGGAACUGGACACAGAAGCGGCAUUGAAGUCAUGGGCCACCACAAAAGAUGGGCUCAUGAAUUUCGUCAACCACUGUGACACAGACACCUAUUUCAUCGCUGCGCUGGUCUUGAAACUUCAGAUGUUGUCUCUCACAAAAGUGCUGACCAACAUUGCCGGCAACUCUUGGGCACGGACUUUGAGUGGUACUCGCGCCGAGCGUAAUGAAUACAUUCUGCUCCACGAGUUUCAUCGCAACAAGUACAUCUGUCCUGACAAGUAUUCUUCAAAGUUGCAAAAGGCGGAAGAAAAGACACUGGAUGGCGGUGAUGAUGAUGACUCGGCGGAUAAGAAAAAAAAGGACAAGUACAAAGGUGGUCUUGUCUUCGAACCCGAAAGGGGCCUUUAUGACAAGUUCGUCUUGGUGAUGGACUUUAACAGUCUGUACCCGAGUAUCAUUCAGGAGUACAACAUCUGCUUCACCACGGUUGAGCGGUCUGCAACGGCCCAAAACGACAUUGAAGAGAAAGUACCCGAGGUGCCUUCUUCAGACCAAGACAAGGGGAUCCUGCCCAAGAUUAUUGCAACCCUUGUCGGCCGUCGACGUGAGGUGAAGAAGCUAAUGAAAGACAAGCGGGCGACACCCGAGGAACUAGCCCUGUGGGACACGAAGCAAUUGGCUUUCAAGCUGACUGCAAACUCUAUGUACGGCUGUUUGGGAUAUACUCAGAGUCGUUUCUAUGCGCGUCCGUUGGCGAUGCUCACCACGUUCAAGGGUCGUGAGAUUCUUCGCAGCACUAAGGAAUUGGCAGAGUCGCAGCAGCUAAGAGUCAUAUAUGGUGAUACCGACUCCGUCAUGAUCAAUACGAACAUGGACACCAUCAGCGAAGCACUCAAGGUCGGAGAGGACUUCAAGAAAACCGUCAACGAAAAGUACCGCCUCUUGGAAAUUGAUAUUGAUAAUAUCUUCCGCCGCCUUCUACUGCAUGCUAAGAAAAAGUACGCCGCUGUUAACAUGUCUGAGAUCGAUGGCAAGUAUGUGGACAAGUUGGAAGUCAAGGGUUUGGAUAUGAAGCGACGUGAGUACUGUGCUCUGUCGAAGGAGGUCUCUCAGAAGCUCUUGAACGAGAUUCUCUCCGGAGAGGACCCGGAGCUCGUCCUCAACCGCGUUCACGACUAUCUGCGCGAGUUGGCGGACAAGAUGCGGGAAUACACCAUCCCCGUGCAAAAAUACGUGAUUUACACGAAACUUUCCAAACGUCCUUCGGAAUACCCUAAUAAGGAAUCCAUGCCUCCAGCACAAGUUGCGCUCCGUGAGCUUGCUCGCGGUAAAAUGGUCAGGCCCAACGAUGUCAUAUCUUACGUUGUCACCAAUGGCGAUUCGGAGACAGCGUCGCUUCCCCCUGCGAAGCGUUCAUACACGCUUCAAGACGUGAUGAAGACCGACUCAGGCUUGAAACCCGACGUUGAGUUUUACCUUCUGAAGCAGAUCUUCCCUCCCAUUGAGCGUCUAUGCGCUCCCAUCCCCGGGACGGACGCGGUUCGGCUGGCCGAGUGCCUGGGUCUGGAUGUGCGCAAGUACCAGAUCAACACGUCCAGUGGAAGCAACCAGCAAAACUCCGAAAUCUUCCCGCUAGAGUCGCAGAUUCCGGACUCUGUACGUUUCGAGAACGUAGCACGGCUCGCGUUAACCUGCCGUUCUUGCAAGGAGAAGUCAACCUUUGAAGGAUUGGCCGUGUCUACAGAGAUGUGCAACGCCCAUGGAAUCAUCUGCUCUAAUUCGGCUUGUCGGAAACAGUUCUCGGUUUUGACAAUUAUCGCACAGCUAGAGAACCAGAUCCGCGCGCAGACAUCCAAAUACUACGAUGGGUGGGUUGUAUGUGACGAUUCAGCCUGCGGCAACCGAACAAGGCAGAUCAGUGUGUACGGACACCGAUGCCUCGGUCCCCGGGGACAUGCGGAAGGCUGUCUGGGGCGGAUGAACUACGAGUACACCGAGAAGCAAAUCUACAACCAGCUGCUAUAUUUUGCCGGGCUUUGGGAUGUGGAUAAGGCCCGGUCCGCCGUCCAGAAGGAGCCCGCUGGGGAGAAGAAAGACAGCGUGGCAGCGCUGGUUGAAUUCAACCGCACACGGUUUGGGACCAUCAAGGGCGUUGUUGAUGCGUACUUGAGGAAAUGCCUCCAAUUCCUGCUCCUUCGACUGUCGUCCUUCGUUGGGUUCCCAAUCGUACCAACCAGCGACUUCAUCAUCAUGUCCGUUCCGCGGGUUCUGGUCAUCGCAGGGUCCGACAGUUCGGGCGGCGCCGGCCUAGAAGCGGACCAGAGGGUUCUGGCGGUGCAUGGCUGCUACGCUCUCACCGCGACAACGGGUCUGACGGCCCAGAACACUCUGGGGGUGCAGGACGUGUUUGUGGUCCCCGCCAACUUUGUGAAGAAGCAGAUCCUUGCCGGGUUAGAUGAUGUUGGGGCGGACGUUGUCAAGUUGGGCAUGCUCUCGUCUGCGGAGACAAUCGACGUCAUCGCCGAUGUAUUGGCCUCGCACCAUGUUCCUCAGGUGGUUCUAGAUCCGGUAAUGGUGUCUACAAGCGGAUCGGAGUUAUUACCAAGGCCUGCAAUUCAGGGUCUACGGACGAAACUAUUACCGUUCACCACGAUCUUAACCCCCAAUAUCCCCGAAGCGCUACUAUUACUCAAAGAUGCCGGCGUGAGCACGCCGGAGCCGAAAAACCUCGCCGAUGUCGUCAGUCUCGCGAAGCAAAUUUGCGCCUUGGGCCCCAAAGGAGUCUUGCUCAAGGGAGGGCACCUGCCACUGACAAAGGACCACGAGACACCACAUGAUCCAAAGGACGCCACGACAGUAAUUGACGUCUUGUACGAUGGAACGGACGUCACGUUGUUUGAGACUGGCUUCCUGAUCUCGAAGAACACGCAUGGCACGGGCUGCUCCCUUGCGUCUGCCAUUUCUGCCAAUUUAGCCCGUGGACAGAGCAUCAAGCAAGCUGUCCACGCUGCUGUGCGCUUCGUUGAGGCUGGUAUCAGGACCAGCUUUGAUCUGGGGAAAGGCAGUGGGCCGAUAAACCACUUCCAUUCCGUGUACACGUUGCCGUUUGCGCCUGGCCGCUUCUUGGAGUAUGCGUUGGGUCGCUCUGAUGUGCAGUCAGUAUGGGAGAAAUUCACAAAACAUGGGUUUGUCUCCAGCAUGGCCAACGGCACACUUCCUGUCGAGAACUUUAAGCAGUAUCUAGUCCAGGAUUAUCUCUAUCUGGUUCACUUUGCGAGAAGCAAUGCACUCGCGGCGUACAAGGCCAAAACCAUGGCGUCUAUCUCUGCGUCAUCGCAAAUCGUUCUACACAUUGAACGCGAGACCGCGCUGCAUCUCGAUUACUGCGCAUCUUUCGGGCUAACUAAGGAGGAGAUGGAGCGGACUCCGGAACAUCUUGCAUGCACGGCAUACAGCCGAUACAUUCUUGACGUCGGCCAGUCGGAGGACUGGCUUGCGCUCCAGAUGGCGUUGGCACCAUGUUUGAUCGGUUAUGGAGCCAUCGCCCGACGACUCCACGCAGAUCAAGAGACCCUCCGAGAGGGCAACCGAUACUGGCAAUGGAUCGAGAAUUACGUCGCCGAUGAUUACACCAAGGCAGUCCGGCUAGGAUCCGAACUGCUAGAGACCCACAUGCGCAACGUUUCGCCCAGUCGAAUGGAAGAGUUGAUCCAGAUUUUCAUUCGGGCGACAGCAUUAGAGGUUAAAUUCUGGGACAUGGCGCUGGGUGGCGACCCAGUGUAA